AUGUCUGCCGUUUCCCCUAGGCCGCUGCGCUUCGUGCUGAUGGUGAUAUUGAUGGUAGCUCUGCUCAGCCUUUUCCAUUGUCGACCAUAUUCAAGCUCUCUCCCGGCUCUGCGAUGCGCUGCCCUAGAAAAUCAGGUUCAGAAUGUCGACUGGUCGCGCUAUGCCUACAUCCAAUAUGUCACCGGGACCGAUUACCUGUGCAACUCUGUUAUGCUUUUCGAGUCCCUCCACCGUCUUGGCAGCAAGGCUGAUCGAUUGAUGGUGUACCCAGAGGCCUUUUCCCUCAAGGGCGAUGAUACUUCAAAGGAAUCAAAGCUUCUUCGUAUUGCCCGGGACAAGUACAAUGUCAAACUGAAGCCUAUCCACGUUCAGCGCAGGCUCGGGAUCGACGACACGUGGGCAGAGAGCUACACUAAGCUUCUUGCAUUCAACCAGACCCAAUACGAUCGGGUUCUGAGCUUAGACUCCGACUCCACUGUUUUACGGGUGAGCCUUAUUACCGACAUGGCCGCACCUAGUAGUACUCCGUUAACCCAGGGGUUUACUCAGUCAAUGGACGAGUUAUUCGUACUACCAUCCUCCCCCGUUGCGAUGCCGCGGGCGUAUUGGUUAAAUCCGCACGACCGAACAUUGAGUUCCCACCUGGUCCUGAUCCAACCGUCCAAGUUCGAAUUUGACCGGGUCAUGGAAGCGAUCAACAAUGCCAGCUCGAAUGACUACGACAUGGAAAUCUUAAAUAACUUAUACAAAGACAGCGCCUUGGUUCUACCACAUAGGCCAUACGGCCUUUUGACUGGAGAGUUCCGGGGCGAUGACCACGCUGCAUACUUAGGCAAUAAACUAGAAACGUGGGAUCCAUAUAGGGUUCUCUACGAGGCCAAGUUUCUGCAUUUCUCGGACUGGCCUGUGCCCAAGCCAUGGCUCUCCGCUCCCAAACACCUCAUUGAAGAUAAGCGACCUAAAUGUCAAUAUAACCCGGAGACCAAGGAGGAAGACAACUGCGAUGCUUUAGAAAUUUGGUUGGAGAUUUACGAUGAUUUCAAGAGGAGACGAAAGGCCAUUUGCGACAGCGAAGGCGAUACUGCAUGA
This is a messenger RNA of Penicillium chermesinum, 1089 nucleotides long. Its product is annotated as Golgi Precursor. The coding region runs from base 1 to 1089 and encodes 362 amino acids. Gene Ontology annotation, molecular function: glycosyltransferase activity. Lineage: Eukaryota; Fungi; Ascomycota; Eurotiomycetes; Eurotiales; Aspergillaceae. The transcript is spliced from 4 exons. The record is from RefSeq and is a predicted model, not a curated record.